CGUCCCCGGUGGCGUGGGGGGGCCGGGGGCCAUGGGGGGCUUUGUGGUGCAGUCGGCAGCCGGCGCAGGGCUCGCACGCAGCGGCGGGCGGCUCUUCCCCCCGCACCUGCGUUGCGGGAGCGACCGCACGCACCGGGCGCUGCCGCCGCCCGCGCCACCACGGUCCCUGCCAGCCCAUGCUCUGAUCAGGGUGCUCAGCACAGCCCCUGCUCCCAUCAUAGCUGCACCGUGAGCACACCGAGGUCUGCUGGCCAUGGGCAACCUGAUAAAGGUAUUGGGCAAAGAUUUAGAAAACUGUCCUCAUUUUUUCCUGGAUUUUGAAAGUUUCACAUGGGGAACCUUCUUAAAGUGUUGACUUAUAACGAACUUGAACAAGGCCCUAAUUUUUUCCUUGACUUUGAAAAUGCGCAGCCAACAGAGGCUGAGACUGCGGUGUGGAACCAGGUGAAUGCGGUGCUGGAGGAGUCGCAGGGCGUGCUGGCCGAGCUGCAGUCCUACACGGGCGCUGGGCAGGAGAUCCGAGAGGCCAUCCAGAACCCCGGGGACCUGCGGCUGCAGGAGAGGGCAUGGAGCACCGUGUGCCCCCUCGUUGCCAAGCUGAAGCGCUUCUAUGAGUUCUCUCUGCGGCUCGAGAACGCACUGCGCAGCCUUCUGGAGGCCCUCACCUGCCCCCCGUACCCCCCAACGCAGCACCUGGAGCGGGAGCAGGCCUUGGCCAAGCAGUUCGCUGAGAUUCUGCACUUCACCCUCAGCUUCGAUGAGCUCAAGAUGACCAACCCCGCCAUCCAGAACGACUUCAGCUACUACAGACGGACCAUCAGCCGAAACCGCAUCAACAACCUCCAGCUGGAUGCGGAGAGCGAGGUGAACAAUGAGAUGGCCAACAGGAUGUCCCUCUUCUAUGCCGAGGCCACCCCAAUGCUCAAAACACUCAGCAAUGCCACCACCAAAUUUGUCUCGGAGAACAAAACACUCCCAAUUGAGGACACGACCGACUGCCUGAGCACCAUGGCCUGUGUCUGCAGGGUGAUGCUGGAGACCCCGGAGUACCGCAGCCGCUUCACCAACACUGAGACGCUGCUGUUCUGCAUGCGGGUGAUGGUCGGGGUCAUCAUCCUCUAUGACCACGUCCACCCUGUGGGGGCCUUUGCCAAGACUUCCAAGAUCGAUAUGAAGGGGUGCAUCAAAGUCCUCAAGGACCAGCCCUCCACCAGCACCGAGGGGCUCCUGAACGCGCUGAGGUACACGACCCGGCACCUGAACGACGACACCACGUCCAAACAGAUCCGGGCGCUGCUGCAGUGAGCGCAGCUCCGCGUCCCGGCACAUCGCAGGUCACCCACACCACGCCCAUCCCGCUCAUUUUGUACAGAGGGACAGCAGAAAUCACACACAAAUACAGAAAGAAAUAGAAACGGCCCCAAAAAGCC
This is a messenger RNA of Coturnix japonica (Japanese quail), 1430 nucleotides long. RefSeq names its product CYFIP-related Rac1 interactor A-like. Gene Ontology annotation, molecular function: small GTPase binding. The record is from RefSeq and is a predicted model, not a curated record. Gene Ontology annotation, biological process: regulation of actin filament polymerization. NCBI's taxonomy places the organism in Eukaryota, Metazoa, Chordata, Aves, Galliformes, Phasianidae.